Messenger RNA from Oppiella nova, 610 nucleotides. The record is from the annotation of a GenBank genome assembly. Lineage: Eukaryota; Metazoa; Arthropoda; Arachnida; Sarcoptiformes; Oppiidae.
CCGAUUGUGUGAGUCAUGUGUUGACACUUUGAGCGCCAAUUAUCUCACAUUUGAUCCCAAGAAACACCAACUCUUCACUUGUCCUCACCUCUCGUCGUGUGUCCAACACUUGUGGUCAUGUCUUCAAAGAUAAUCCACCAGUUGUUCGAUGCCUUAGUCAACAAAAUAGUCCAAAACAACAAUCAAAUGUCGGACGAAGUGAUCGAGAGCGUCGACUUGAUAUCGAGUAACAAAGUGAGCAAGCUCAUCACCAACCACUCGACCACUUCCUGUGUCAGCUCCACUCCGGACUCAAUACCCGAUUCACUGGAAUCGCUGGAUCUCUGCCAAAGCCAUAGAGUUAUAUUCGAAGUCGAAUCCAAUGACAAGAAGUCGAAGACAACACCCAAUCGUUACUUCUGUUUAAUUGACGCCAAUUAUUGCAGUUGUGAUGCAUUCAGAAAAGGUGUAAUGAAUGACACGAUUCUGUGGUGCAAACACUUACUCGCAUCCAAACUGUCAAAUGCCAUGAAAUCGUAUAAAACAGUGGUUACGAGUCAUGAAAAGAUGGAUAACGUGUGGACUAACCAUAUCCUCAACUAAGGCUCUAUUGAAACAAACAUUUGGACAA